AAGUGUCACCAAGAGGAACCAUCCUGUUGGUUUUCAUAGCUCCGAGAACUUAUUUAUUCAUUACUGCUUCAGAGUGGCACAGUCAUUCGGAGCGGCUGGCAGCUGUGGGAGAAGAAGACCCAUAUGUGUGGAGGUGUUCCCAGGUCUACCCCAAGCUCUCCGAAAGGUGACGGAACCAACUUCUUCCUUACUCCAGGGUUCUACAGGGAGCCGCAGGGCUACAGACUGAAGUUUUCCUAAAGUCGCCCGAGCAAGACAUUUGCUUGAUGUCCCUCAUCUGAGCUCAGCAGUUGUUCCAUGGGGGCUGAUGGCACGGACCAAAAGAUCAGAAUGCUGAACAUACAGAACGGAGCUUGGGGUAGCCGGCAGGACUGGUAUCAAGACAAUAUUGUGACUGGGCAGUCCAACACAACCAUUGACAGUUGCCAGCAGCUAGACAGCAGUCUUGACUCUGAGCAUCAGCCUGGGGCUGCUAACGAUGACCUCGAUGAGUCUCAGAUUCGUCUGCAGCUGAAACGGAAACUUCAGCGAAACAGAACAUCCUUCACCCAAGAGCAGAUUGAGGCUUUAGAGAAAGAGUUUGAGAGGACACAUUACCCAGAUGUUUUUGCCAGAGAAAGACUUGCAGCAAAAAUUGAUCUUCCUGAAGCCCGGAUUCAGGUUUGGUUCUCAAACCGAAGAGCCAAAUGGCGAAGAGAAGAAAAGCUGCGUAACCAGCGACGCCAAGCAAGUAAUACCUCCAGCCACCUCUCCAUCAACAGCUCCUUCUCCAGCAGCGUGUACCAAUCUAUCCCACAGCCCAGCAACUCAGGUUCAAUGCUUGGCCGAAGUGAAGCAGCUAUAACAAACAGUUAUGGUUCUCUGCCUCCUCUACCGAGCUUCACCAUGCCUAACAAUCUCCCUAUUCAGCCCAUUGCGAGUCAGACCUCCACCUAUUCCUGCAUGAUCUCAUCGAGCCCGUCAGUGAGUGUCCGCAGUUACGAUGCUUACACCCCUCCUCAGUUACAGACUCACAUGAGUAACCAGAAUCUGGGAUCUGGUGCUUCCAGUUCUACGGGAUUAAUUUCUCCUGGGGUUUCCGUCCCUGUUCAAGUUCCAGGAGGUGACCCAGAUCUGACUCAGUACUGGCCAAGGCUGCAGUAAAGCCGGGAUGGAUCUGGCCUAAUACAAGUUAUGUCAACUUACAUUAAUAAGACUAAACAUCAUCAUCUGCAAACAAAAGGACAUUAUGAAGGUCAAACGGGGCAAGAACCAAUGAUUAAGAAGCGAACAAGCUGUAUUUUUAUCCUUUCAAUUCUAAAUUCCAACUUUUUUUUUGUUUUUCAAGAGAAGAGAAUAAGACAUCGCCAGCUCAGUCUGUCACAAAAUAAAUUUCACCAAAUUAGAGCAAACCUUUCUGAACAGAGCUAUUCCAUUUUAGUUGUCGAGAGCAUCAGUAAUUUCCUGCUGUAUUACACAUGAUGUGUGACCGACCUUGGUGGUUUCACUACAAAGGUGGCUUAUUCGAACAGUACUUCCUGCUAUUCAAGCACUGCUGUAUGGAGGUGUUUGCUGUUUUAAUUAUGUAGCUGUGCUGUGUCCAGCUGGAUAUCCUACAUCAUGUGUAGCCUAAAGUUAUCUAGAAAACAAGGUCUUACCUUGACCACACCGUCUUAGUAAUUAAUACCACUUCAUAUUGCAGUCUUAUUGUAAGAUGGGCCUGUACUCUAACUGAAUUAUAGAGGCAGACACAACCCAAGGCAUAUUUGAAUGAAUUUAUUCAAGAAUCUUCAGAACUUAAUCAUUUGCUUAAGAUCUCAUAUACUUCAAGGCAUGAGAUACAAAGAUAUAGAAAAAGACAUCUCCAAGAUAUUGGUUGUUGUGGUUUCCUGUUCUUCUGAACUGCACAUUUCCCUUAACUUAAGCCUCAAACCAUUCUCUGUGCUGCCGUCAUACGGAAGGGCCAUAGCCUUUCCCUUAGGAACAUAUCAUUGGUGUAUUAUUAAAACCAGUCAAAAGCUUCAUGGCUGCAUAGUAAAUAGAGCCAUGAGCUAUCAGUUGCAUCACAUAAAAAACUCUGAUCUUGUGGAAUAUUCAAAGAAAGCAUAUCAUAACCGUGCUGAAGAAACCAUUGCACCCACUGCCUCCAAAGCCAUGAAACAGAAGAAGGGUUGUGAGAGUACUGGAAAAACCUUUCCACCAUGUACUGUGAGAUGGGCUACUAAAAGACCAUCUGCUCCGACUAGAUAAGAAAUGAGUAGGGAUAUCUGAAUGGUUCUUCUUCAGCAAUUACAUGAAUUAUCAGCUAUGAUUUGGCUUAAUAACGCUUAUUUGUACAAUGACACAAGGGUGCCAUCGCUCAUACUUAGGAUAAAAGAAGAAUAUGAAGGCAACUACUUCCACCGCAUUCUUUACUGUACUUAUAUAAAGGAACAUAAACAAGACCUUAUACAAGGAGAAAUGGCAAUCUAUUUAUACCACUGGCAAAUUCAGAUUGGACAUAUACAUACAAUUCUUCAGUGGGCAUCCAGGCAUUCAGGGAUAUCUGUUGUAUUUCAUGCGCAUGUUAUUUCAUAUUCUUUAGGUUACACAAGUGAAAUUGAAUUUUGUACAGUGCUAACUUUGAGCCUGCCCUAUGGUCGUUCAGCUUUUUUAAGGUAUAAGAAGUAGAACUGGGUGCUCGGAAUAGUAUUUCAGCAACAGCGUAAGGGGGAGACUGGUUGAGCACUGGUUGAUUUUAUUACUGUUGCUAUCUCACCCUACUAUCCCCUACUGUUCCUACCUAGAUAUACUGAUCAUUGGGGCCUCUACCAUGUGCAAGGCCCAUAGCAUUCACCCCUAAAUGUAUCCCCUUAAGAGGGCAGUAGUGGCACAAUAUAAAUUGGUGCAAGACUGUAUCUGGAGAGACUUCCACAUCAGGUGAUUGGGCCAACAUAAACUGCAACACAACUUAAAAAAUGUCUACCAGUGAAUGUCACAGUAGUAACAGCUUAUUUAAAGUCAUUUUGGCAGAAAAGGGUAUUGGACAUGGUUGUUGAAAGGUAAAAAGACAAUUUACAACUCAGGUCACCUAUAAAUACUCCACAACCAUAUUCACUUCCAUAAACACUGGUUCGGUGCAUCCCUACUAUCAACCUUUGAACAACAGGAGUGGUGGGUAUUUAAAGAUUUAGAGGCUGUUCACUGAUUAAAAUUUUUUGUGGGGGUUUUAAAUGUUCUUCAAGAGCAAUUACGCCGAAACACCUAUCAUGUAAGAGAGAGUCACAAUAACCCCCCUACCUCCUUUCCUAAUCAGAUAUAAUAAGGAUAUCUCGAACUCUCUCUCAUUUAUACACAAAAGAAUGCAAAAAAUUGCAUUUGGUAUAUUACUUUAUUAGCAACUUCAAAACAUUGUGUUAUAUUAAUGGCCUCUCAUGGUACGUACUAAUAUAUUCAUUGUUUUUAAAGAAAGGUAUUUUGUAACUCCAGAAGUAUACAGUUAAACAUGUCCCUGUCGCGGCUCAGAUGAAUAUAUACUGUACAGGUACACAUUUUUAUAUCCAAUUUCUCCUCUAUAAACAUCUGAAAAGGCUUUUCCAUAGUCCGUCCAUUUGCUGGCACUAAAACUGAUGCUACAGUUCUCAUUAAAGACAGGUCCUGGGGAUAACAUGGCAAAUAAAGUGUCAGUAUUCCUUUAAUUCUGCUAAAUUACUGCCCUGAUGACCGAAAAUGCAACCUUACUGGGCUACAGGUGUGAUCACUGACUGAGCAUGUAUGUACCAUAUUCCUAAUGUGUUGUCUUCAUUAUUUAAAAGAAAUGUGCUUUUGUCAACCAUUAAAAACACUGUUUAACAUUUA
Molecule: messenger RNA, 3816 nt
Organism: Xenopus tropicalis (tropical clawed frog)
Lineage: Eukaryota; Metazoa; Chordata; Amphibia; Anura; Pipidae
Gene: pax6l
Product: paired box 6 like
Exons: 8
Coding region: 298-1143 (281 amino acids)
Biological process (GO): sensory organ development; regulation of DNA-templated transcription; cell differentiation
Cellular component (GO): nucleus
Molecular function (GO): DNA binding; DNA-binding transcription factor activity, RNA polymerase II-specific
Source: RefSeq, a predicted model, not a curated record